AUGAAAAUUCACGCCAAUUUAUUGAUACAAUCAGGUCUCCGCGCGAGUUUGGGAAACCGCGAGCUAGUCGACUUCAGACGCGCAGCUCACGAGCAAUCAAAAGACUUUGUAGACGACGGUGACAACAACAAUGAUCCAUUUGCCACUCUAAAUGCUGGUGUCAACGACGGUGCAGGAGCGUGA
Molecule: messenger RNA, 183 nt
Organism: Plasmopara halstedii
Lineage: Eukaryota; Oomycota; Peronosporomycetes; Peronosporales; Peronosporaceae
Exons: 2
Coding region: 1-183 (60 amino acids)
Source: RefSeq, a predicted model, not a curated record